Molecule: messenger RNA, 609 nt
Organism: Penicillium daleae
Lineage: Eukaryota; Fungi; Ascomycota; Eurotiomycetes; Eurotiales; Aspergillaceae
Exons: 1
Coding region: 1-609 (202 amino acids)
Source: RefSeq, a predicted model, not a curated record
AUGCCCCCUGACCCGAGUCAAGAACCCCAGCGUAGGGAGACAGAAGCACUUCGCCCAAGCACCGGGGAUUUACAUGCUCGGUCAUAUCUUCGUCACUUGGUUCUGCCAGAAACAGCGUUGCGUUCUACUCUUGAACUACUGCAGUCUUAUCAAACUGUUCUGCAAGCAGACAUGAACCUUGCGCGACUGUUUGAAGUUCCUCUUGCCAGCGAUCUCAAAGCGGAAAGACUUCAGUCCUUAUUCACAGAGAGCAAGCCGCGUGCAUUGGAGGCCGACCAGGCCAGAUGCAUUAUUCACUGGGCCGAUGUUGUCCUAUCCUCAACAUAUGAAUCGGAACAGCAGGCUGAUGGCAACUACCAUGUCCGGGUGGAUAAGGGUAAAGUGGAGGUGUCAAAACAGGACCAUGAGUUUAUUACAACCGGUCUUCCACGGCAGAUUGCUGACCCUCAUUCAUAUCCUAGCGAUGUCGCAUCGGAAGUCAAUAUUGUCAAAUUGACUCGAUCUCAAAUAGCGCCCUGGAGAGAUCUCAUUGAGCGAUGUUCGUGCAGUCCACCUUCAGCCGACCACUCUGCUGACCUGUGCGAAUUUAGUGAAUCAAACAAUCGAUGA